GGGUGAUCCACUUUUACCAUAACGCGUCUGUUCACUCUCUGCUACCGAACCCUUUCCACUUCUGCCAUCGCUUCUGUCGCCAACUAAUUAGCUUUACGCCUGAUUUCCCUGUCAUAGCACGUCUUGCGCGCCUUGGAUCUGCACAUUACAGCUAGCCCAGCCGCCGUCUAACCACCGUCCAUCAGGCCCAUACCUUUUCUGCCUGCGCUACACUCCCGUCGCAACCCCCACCAUGGCCCGCAAACGCAAAGCUACCCAUGGCCAUGCAGCCCACCCACAUGGCUCAAAAGCCCCCGUCUCCAAGAAGCAAAAAGUCGAUUGGUCUGCCAUUGAGGAUUUCAAAGGCUUCACCAUCACGGCUGCCAACAUCAAGCCUCACAAGAAGUCCGUUGCUGCCGCUAGCAAGAACAACAAGACGGGCGCAGAGGUCAAAAUCCCAAAGUAUCCGGGUCAAGAUGCGCCCUUGGAUGCCAGCGUCAUACAGCAGAAUCCUUUUCCUGAAGCUAAGCUCAGCACCGUUCACGUCAAAAUCUCGCCUGCGCUGCACUGGGAGAGUACCACUCGCUACCGAAAGUUCACCAUCAACAGCGAAGAGUUCCAAGUAAAUCAACUAGUCUUUGUCAAAAGCAGCGAAGAUUCAGAUGGCGCCAACCCGCCUAAUUCCGUAGAGGGCUGGCUAGCCAAAAUCUUGGAGAUCCGCGCCGGCGAUUCCUCUCACGUAUUCCUCAGAGUCUUUUGGGCAUAUCGGCCAGAAGACCUACCCGGCGGCCGCCAGCCCCACCAUGGCGCCAGCGAAAUCAUUGUCAGCAAUCACAUGGACAUUAUCGAACCUCUGACUGUCCAGUCUCUUGCCGACAUGGUGUACUGGAACGACGAUCCAGACAGCCUACCGCUGCCGGUAGACCAGUUGUUCUUUAGGCAGAGCUACGACAUCACCAAAAAGAGUAAUCCAUUCAGCGCACUUAACAAGUAUUGCAUCGACAAGCAACCAAUCAACCCUGACGAGCUUCUGGUCCAGUGUCCGCAUUGUUCAGACUGGCUCCAUGCCCGUUGUCUCGAGCAGCAAGCGAUCCGGGAUAUACGCGAGAAACACAAGAAGAGGGGCCGGCCCAAUAAGCGUGCAAAAGCAAACAGUGACGACUUGGCUGCGAAGCCUAGCCUUGACGCUAAACUGAGCGCCUUCGACACUGGCAAGACUCGCCUUACAAUUACAGAAAACUUCACAUCUGAGGAUAACACAAGACAAUGGAACGUUGAUAUAUUAUGUUUGGUGUGCGGCAAGGUCAUUGAGACGGCAGAAGAUGCAUUGAAGUCAGCUGAUUCUAGCGCCUCACAUGAUGUAGCCGAAGACACGGAAAGCGAAAACGUUACAGUUGCUACCACCGCCAAAGACGGCCCUCCACAGGACACGGUAAAGAGCGACCUUGAUGCUGCACCAACAGACCCAGCCAAGACGAAUGCGUCAAAAAAGAGAAGCCGUCCACCCGGAUCUACCAACCAAAAGAGGAAACGUAUAUCCACGAGCCCGGAAAGCAAGGCUAUUCUGCCCCAAGCCAAAUCUCUCAAGAUGAUGACUGCAGACGAAGAAGAAAACAGCGCGCCGGAUGCUGCUGUUUCCGCUACUACGAUGCAGGACUCACCAAAGCCGACGACGACAACCACUACUACUACCACUACGACAGCAACAUCAGUGUCUCCAGAUGCAACCAAGACAACUACGCCCGAGCCAGCGCCCAUGCACGAAACCGUAUUUCAAUCUGGCGUACUUUCCGUCCAACAAUUGCUUUGGGGAUCGUAAACUUCGCUAAGAUAAUGUACCUUUUUCUUCUUCUUCUUCUUCUUCUUCUUCUUCUUCUUCUUCUUCUUCUUCUUCAACCAACCCUACCUUUUUUCUUGUACUCACCAUUACAUGCUGUGGUAAAAAGGACUCGUUCCACUUUCUACCCCCCCUUUUUUUUGUAGACGUUGCUGGGAGGAAUUCUUUAUCGAAAAUGCAUCUCGAUUCGAGCGUGGGAGGAAAAUUUCUGCUUUUUUCUUCUUUCUUUCUUUUGGAUUUGGUUUGAGGAAAAUGGAUGAUAUUUGAAGGGAGGACAUUGAAUACUACAUACGUAGUGUACUAGAAUCGGGUACAGGAUGUGCCCUCUUUUUCCAUGAAGUACCAACACUGUUCUCCCCCUUUUCUCACACUUACACAUACUUACUCUCUCUCUCUUUUUAUAUCUUGUCGCCCAAAUCGUGAAAUUCUCUUCC
Molecule: messenger RNA, 2250 nt
Organism: Bipolaris sorokiniana ND90Pr
Lineage: Eukaryota; Fungi; Ascomycota; Dothideomycetes; Pleosporales; Pleosporaceae
Exons: 3
Coding region: 233-1798 (521 amino acids)
Molecular function (GO): chromatin binding
Source: RefSeq, a predicted model, not a curated record